Brassica napus (rape) is the source of this 924-nucleotide messenger RNA. RefSeq names its product heavy metal-associated isoprenylated plant protein 25. Lineage: Eukaryota; Viridiplantae; Streptophyta; Magnoliopsida; Brassicales; Brassicaceae. The record is from RefSeq and is a predicted model, not a curated record. Bases 281 to 742 code for a protein of 153 amino acids. The transcript is spliced from 2 exons. Gene Ontology annotation, molecular function: metal ion binding.
AUGGACAUCAUGAAUUAUAUAUCAGUAUUGGCUUUUCUUGUUGUUCGGUAGUCAAACUAACACCCAAGUUACUAGAGUUGAUACAAAAUAUCAUCACAUAUAGAUAUAUGGUCGAAAACUACUUAUAGAGUUUGGUAGGUGGUAUUUUCAAGAUUUAAAACUCAUGUUUUUGUUGAAUAAUACCAGAAAAAAGAAGAAUCAUAUCAUAUACCUCCAAACUUGAAAGUCUAUAUCUAUUUUCUCUCAACUCAAAAGAGAAAUCAGAAAAUUAAGAAGAAAAAUGGGUGUCCUUGAUCACGUCUCUGAAUACUUUGAUUGCUCUAAUGGCGACUCCAAGAGACACAGAAGUCUACAGACGGUGGACGUGAGGGUUUUGAUAGAUUGUGAAGGAUGCGAGAGGAAAGUGAGAAGAGCAUUAGAAGGAAUGAAAGGAGUGAGAGAUGUAACGAUCGAGCCUAAUGCUCAGAAAGUGACAGUGGUUGGUUACGUUGAGCCUAACAAAGUGGUAGCUCGGAUCAUUCACAGGACCGGCAAAAGAGCCGAGCUAUACCCUUACGUUCCUUACGACGUUGUCGCUCAUCCUUAUGCCUCUGGUGUCUACGACAAUAGAGCUCCUGUUGGGUACGUUAGGAACACCGAGUAUGAUCCACAUGUGUCGCGGCUCGCACGUGCUAGCUCCACUGAAGUUCGUUAUACGACGGCGUUUAGCGAUGAGAACGCCUCAGGUUGCGUGGUUAUGUGAUUUUGUUUUGUUUGUGUUGAUGUGUUUCCGAAAAUUGUAUUUUGUUUGUUUGUUUAUUCAUGUUGGUAUGUAAUAUCUUAAGAGUCAAGGCCGAGAAAAUAAUGUAAAUUACAUUUUGUUUUGAACUAAUUUUUGUGAUGUAAAUUACAUGUUGUUAAAAUGGUUAUGCAUGUUUCGUUUUA